This is a messenger RNA of Sus scrofa (pig), 5524 nucleotides long. RefSeq names its product ST6 beta-galactoside alpha-2,6-sialyltransferase 1 (gene ST6GAL1). The record is from RefSeq and is a predicted model, not a curated record. Gene Ontology annotation, molecular function: beta-galactoside alpha-2,6-sialyltransferase activity. NCBI's taxonomy places the organism in Eukaryota, Metazoa, Chordata, Mammalia, Artiodactyla, Suidae. Gene Ontology annotation, cellular component: Golgi apparatus. Gene Ontology annotation, biological process: sialylation.
UGUUGGAUUCCACCCUCCCGGACCUGUGGGGCUGGGAUAGGAGCAGCAUUUUGGGACUUUGCUCCUCCCCCUUGGCCCUCGGCCCGCCCUCCUGGGAAGGGGGCGGUGAAGUAGGAUCCAAGCUUCACUCGGGGGUUAGGCGCGCCUCCUAACCAGGCACCCCUAAUCCUAAGGCCCCCUUGCUAGCUACGUCUGGAGGGCUGGGCGGGUUUGGGGCCGGUGGGGCGCGGGAUCCACCCGGUCUUCUCGACUAUUUGCAUAGCUGAGACCGCUCGUUUCCCCCGCCCCUUCGCCUCCACUCCUCUUCCCUCCUUCCCGCAUCCCCUCCACGCCUCAUCCCCUGUUCCCCGCUCCUCCCCAGCAGACCCUUCUUCUGGGACUCCCCCGGGGGGGCUCCCAGCUCCCCGGCUCUCCCGCCGCCGCUGAGCGCGGAGUCCGGAGACAUCCGGGGGAGGGGAGUCCUGGGCUGGGCCGGGCUGGGGAAGACGCCGGGGCACAGCCCAGCUCUAACAAAGGGAACUGGCUGCCUGCUGGCUGGGGCGCGGAGCGGGCGGAGCAGCCGCAGCUUCGGCAGCCGAGAACGCAGCGAGUGAGUAGGGCUGCGGAGGGCGGCGGCGUGGCCCGGGCCCCCUGGGAGGAGUGGAGCGAAAGGGCGCAAGACGCGAGUGGAGAGGCGGGGCCCCCGGCUCGCCUAGGGCUUAGAGUGUCCGUGUCCAGCACCCCUCAGCCCCCUUCGCCGCGCGGACCUGCCACCUUUUGGCUGGGGGCAUUUGUGUAUUAAUCUGGGCCGGAGGGCCGUCCUGGCUUCUCCCCAGCUCCACGAGCCCGAAGACCCACAACAAACCCACGUGCGCACGGCCCCAGGGAACCCCGCUCUCUCCAUUGCACCGUCAACAUGGGAGCGGAUGCUUCAGAUCUCGCCUACUAGAUUUACAGAAGGAGAAACUGAGGGCUGCGGCGGGGGUGGGGGCAUAGGCACCACAACAAACGCACGUGCGCCCUGCCCUGGGAUCCCCGCGCACCGCAAACCCUUCGGAACCCGGCCGUUGUCUCAGCUGCUGGGGAGGGUGCGGCGCCGGGGACGCCACUUGCUGGAGGAGGACGACAGACACGUUUAAAAGGCAGAGUAGAGUGAAUUGUGCAGAGACCUGCAGAGAGCAGCCCAGAGAGCAGCAGUGGCGUCUUGGACCACAGCUGAAAUGAAUUGGCCUACUUGAGCCCGCCCAAGCCCUGGGGCCUGUUUGGUUCCUUCCUGGCUGACCGUUGACUGAUGGAGUGGAGCGGAGCCGUCUCAAUUGUGUGGUCAUCAAACGUGUUUUGAGUGCAGACUGCAGGCUGGGUAGAGGUGGAAGAGACCGCAAGGUGCCUGCACCCACUAGAGAGCAAGUGUCACAGAACAAAGUACAGAACCUGGGGCGCUUCGGAGUAUGGAGGUGAGGAAGAUGAGGAGGAACCAGCAUUAGAGAUUAUUGAGGAGGAGCACCCGGGAAGGUGGAGAAAGACCCCCAAACUAUGCCGGUCAAAGAAGGACUGGUUGGCACCCAGGUCAUAGUCGAAGUGUGUGGCCUCCUCGGGCUUCCUCCAGCCAGCCAGCCACGACCCCAGCAGAGUGCGCAGCAUUGAGUGAUGUUCUGUCCAUGGCAUUGUGAAAGGGUUGUGGAUUAUGGAAUCAAGUGCACUUGGAUUUGAAUCUAACGGCCUGCUUUUCUGCUCAGGACAGAGUGGUUUCCUUGAACACAUCUUUCAUUAUGAUUCACACCAGCUUGAAGAAAAAAUUCAGCUGCUGCCUGCUGGUCUUUCUCCUGUUUGCGAUCAUUUGUGUGUGGAAGGAAAAGAAGAAAGGGAGUUACUAUGAAUCCCUUAAAUUGCAAACCAAGGAGCUCCAGGUGCUGAGGAGUCUGGAGAAACUGACUCCAGGGUCUGGCUCCCAGUCUGCAUCCUCCAGCGGCACCCAGAACGCCCAAAGAGGCAGCCAGGCCCUCGGCAGUCCCAGUAGCCCAGCCAAGGCCAAGCCAGAGGCCAGCUUCCAGGUGUGGAACAAGGACAGCUCUUCCAAAAACCUUAUCCCUAGGCUGCAAAAGAUCUGGAAGAAUUACCUGAGCAUGAACAAGUAUAAAGUGUCCUACAAGGGGCCAGGGCCCGGUGUUAAGUACAGUGCUGAGGCCCUGCUUUGCCACCUCCGGGACAACGUGAACGUUUCCAUGGUAGAAGCCACAGAUUUUCCCUUCAAUACCUCUGAAUGGGAGGGUUACCUGCCAAAGGAGAACAUCAGGACCAAGGCCGGGCCGUGGGGCAGGUGUGCUGUCGUCUCAUCAGCGGGAUCUCUCAAGUCCUCCCAACUGGGUCGAGAAAUAGAUGAUCAUGAGGCGGUCCUGAGGUUUAAUGGGGCGCCCACCGCCAACUUCCAACAAGAUGUGGGCACGAAGACCACCAUUCGUCUGAUGAACUCUCAGUUGGUCACCACAGAACAGCGCUUCCUCAAAGACAGUCUGUACGGUGAAGGAAUCCUAAUUGUGUGGGACCCGUCUAUUUACCAUUCAGACAUCCCAAAGUGGUACAAGAAUCCCGACUACCGUUUCUUCGAUAACUUCAAGAGCUAUCGUAAGCUGCAUCCUGAUCAGCCCUUUUACAUCCUGAAGCCCCAGAUGCCUUGGGAGCUGUGGGACAUCAUUCAAGAAAUCUCCCCAGAGGCCAUCCAGCCCAACCCCCCAUCCUCUGGGAUGCUUGGCAUCAUCAUCAUGAUGACGCUGUGUGACCAGGUGGAUGUUUAUGAGUUCCUCCCAUCCAAGCGCAAGACUGACGUGUGCUACUACUACCAGAAGUUCUUUGACAGCGCCUGCACCAUGGGUGCCUACCACCCGCUACUCUUUGAGAAGAACAUGGUGAAGCACCUCAACAGGGGCCCAGACGAGGACAUCUACCUGCUUGGGAAAGCCACGCUGCCAGGCUUCCGGAGCAUUCACUGUGGAGCAUGAGCCUCCUGUUAGCCCCCUCGCCCUUCUCCACUGGGUAUUUUACAGCUGAGUGGUCCCAGUAAUCAGAGCCUGCCUUCUGGGCAGCAAGGGCCCUGGGGCAUCAGGACCCAAGGGCAGAUCUAGCCUACCCUUGUGCUGCAGAGGCGUGUGAGUCCAGCGUCUCCCACUACACACAUGUAUACACGCUUCCUAUUCCUUCCAGAUGGGGUCCUCCCCACCUCCCACACAGAUAAAUGCAAAGUCCACCAUCCCCAUCAGGGUGGCCAAAGCUGGGCUGAUUUCCCCACUGGAGUGCUGUUAUUCUCGCAAACCAGUGCUCUUGUAACGCCUGAGAUCUGCACCUAGAUGCUGAUUUCACGUUUUAAAGAAACUCCCAAAUUAUGAUUGUGCCCAGUGCCUCUGAUGGGGUGGGGGGGGCAAGUAAGUGGCACUGGGCAUGGGAAACAUGCUCAGUUCCUCCAGAACAAAGCUGUUCCAAAGGCCUAUGCCCUGGGAGAGGCAGUGUUCCUCCUGAGCCUCUGUUUCCACAUCUGUAAAAUGGAUGAUGAACCUGCCAUGUGGCUUGGCGGCCCUUGGCCUGGAUGCUUGUGAGCAGAGGGUCUUGAUGAACCCACAACCCUCCCCAUGUGAAAGGAGAGGACAGAAAAUAAGGUAUGGUCCCCACCCUCAAGUUACUCACGGCUCAGUGCAUGUGACAGGUGGGAUGCAGUGUGCUGGGGGCUUGCAGGAGGGGUGGGCUUACUGUACUGCUGCCUCUGCCCCCAGGACAGGUGUAGGUCAUAGAAGGCUUCACAGAGCUGGGGUUGGUGGAGUGGAUUUUAGAAGAGGAAAAACAGAGGCAGAGUUUUAAGAUUAGUUAUUGAAGAUGUGUUUUCCCGUCUUUCUUUGUUACCCAUAUUUAUUCUCUAAGAGCUACCUGAAUUCACAGGCUCAAGCUACUUUGGAAGAAGUGCCCUACUCAUGUCUGAGGCAGCAAGUGCAGCCCUGUGGCAGAUGCCAGGCAAGCCACAUGCCAAAAACUUGAUUUCCCCAGGCACACUUGGCCUAAGCCUAGCCUAUACAUGUACACACCAUGGCCAAUCUUCCUUUUUGAUGGCCAGCCCUAUACCUCGUCCUGCCGUCUGUUUUUAGUCUUCCCCCCUCUCAAAUUACUUUUAAGCAUUUUCCACCUUAAAAUAGCCUCAUCCAAUUUCUUUGAACAUAGUGGACCUUCUUCUGUGAAGUCUCUCAGGGAGUGGGAUGUGGUUCUCUAGGAAUUAAAGUCACUCUCAGAGGUCAGGACCUUGGAGAGCAGAGCUGACCCUCACACCAUGUGUCCCAAAUGGCCAUGCCCUCCAGCCCCUCUGCAAGGGGGCAACACAAGUCUCCAGGCAGAGGCCUGCCCGCUGUUGUCUGUCUACGCGCUCCCUGGAACAUUGUGCUAGGUCCCCUCCUCUGAUGGGGGGCCACACUGGACUGAAUCAGGCUUCUGGACUCCCAAAGUUAGUCCCACGCACUCCAGGGUCUUGAGUGUGUCUGAGCUCCACACCAGCUGUGGUGGAGCUGGAGUACUCAAUUGGUGCCAAACCAUUGGCUUCCAUAGGCAGAAGAGCCCUGGAGUGAGAAGCCCUGGGUUUCAAACUGAUGCUCCCUGUUACUAGCUACACCACCAUGGGCAAAUUCUCCUGAGCCUCUGUUUCCACAUCUGUAAAAUGGGUGAUGAACCUGCCUCACAGGGCUGUCGUGAGGGUUACCUGGCAUGUUACAGGUGCUUAGUACAUGCUGGAUUCCUCUCUUCCUUUACUAAAGGCCUGCUCUGUGCUCACACCUGGCAGGACCCUGCUCCGAAGGAGGCUGGAGAGAGAGCCUUGUCCUCAGGGAAUUAAUUGUCUUACUGGGAGACAUCACUUACCCUACUUGGAACACCCUGGAAACCAUCUGAGGCAGUGGAGGGUAUAGAACAUGCCCCUCGCCACCUGCAGCUCAGGCCGGAUCUGCUCAGAGCACUUGGGCCACGGUUGGCUGUGUGGCAUGAGUCUUUUACACAUCUCUGGGUACACGAACUCCUGGUGACCUUUGGGUCCUGAGUACCGAGCACAAAGGGAGACGGCAUUCCAUCAGGAGACAGGUGCUGGGGUGACGCUAAGACUACACUGGGUAGAUGCUAGUUUUUAAUUGUUAUUAAGAUAAGGGAUUAAAUUAAUUUAAGUCAGAUUCUGAGGUCUACAGAACUUUCAAUUCUAUGCUUUCUCGAUAUGCAACUGGUAAAAUGCAAAUUAAGCUGCGGCUAUUGUUGUUAGUCUGGUUAAGAUGCUGAAUGUUUGUGACAGAUAAUUUCAAAAUUACAACUGAGUCCUUCAGGAAAGCUCCUGUCUCUAACACACUCUCUCUUUUCUAGCCAUCUGUUUCUUCUAUAUCAUGGGGUCCCUCAAGUGCUCCCAUCAAUCAAAUAAGCUAUUGCUACAGGUUUGGGGUUAAGGCAUCCAUCUCAAAUGUCUGCAAAAGGCCUAAACCAAUUCUGAAUUACCAAAUGAUUAUGUAAAAGUUUUAAAUAAAUAUUUUUUAGAAAA